Molecule: messenger RNA, 1018 nt
Organism: Centruroides sculpturatus (bark scorpion)
Lineage: Eukaryota; Metazoa; Arthropoda; Arachnida; Scorpiones; Buthidae
Product: craniofacial development protein 2-like
Exons: 1
Coding region: 41-1018 (325 amino acids)
Biological process (GO): chromatin remodeling
Cellular component (GO): nucleus
Molecular function (GO): catalytic activity
Source: RefSeq, a predicted model, not a curated record
AGAUUGGAGCCUCACCACGUAUUCUCCACCAUAGUAAACCAUGAGAACCGCUACCACUAAAAGAAUCAGUUAUAGAGACAAGGUCGAGCCCCCUGCGAACUGUGUCUCUAAUGUAUGCUACAGGGAAGAGGAGUCAUGUCCUGAGAAUAGUAAGUUUGACUCUAAUAUUAGAGAAUAUGAAGAGACCAUCUUAACCCCACUUGGGAGGAUGAUAUCAGAAGUCCCCAAACUGAAGACCAGGAAUGUACUACUUAACAUAGGAACUUGGAAUGUUAGAACACUGUAUGAACUAGGAAAACUUGAUAAUCUCAUUCAAGAAAUAAAGUCAAUGAGGCUAGAUGUUAUGGGUAUUUGUGAAACAAGAUGGACAGGCACAGGAAUGAUUUACAAGAAUGAAUAUACAAUGAUGUACUCAGGAGUAGAGACACAUGUAAAUGGAGUAGCCAUCAUUAUGAAGAAUAGUAUAGCAAGAUCAAUAAAAGGCUUCACUGCAGUCAAUGAUAGAAUCAUUGCAGUAAAGAUAGCUGCUCAACCUUUAGACAUUCUCCUAAUCCAGGUUUAUGCUCCCACAGCUGGACAUGAGGAAGAAGAUGUUGAGAUAUUCUACGAAAAUCUGAAGGAAUCGGUGGAAAUGGCAAAAUCAAAUGAUAUAAUCAUAGUUAUGGGCGAUUUUAACGCAAAAGUGGGCAAUGAGAAGAUAUCGGAAUGCAUGGGUCAAUAUGGACUUGGUAAGAGAAAUAAAAGAGGAGAUAGACUCAUUCAGUUUUGUGAGGAAAAUAAGUUGAUAAUCACCAACACCCUGUUUAAACAUCCAGCAAGAAGAGUGUAUACAUGGAAAAGUCCAGGGGACAUAUGCAGGAAUCAAAUAGACUUCAUUUUGAUUAAGGAAAGAUUCAGAAUUAUAAAACAAGCCAAAUCAUAUCUUGGAGCAGAUAUUAAUUCCGACCAUAAUCCAGUUGUAGUGAAAGCAAAAAUUAAACUAAAAACCUGUAAGCAAAAGUCAGUAUCAAAAAGUUAA